AGCUCCGCUCCUGCAGCUUCCCGGACCGCGCUGGAGGCGCAGGAGUUGGCGGCCCAUGGGGCCCUCGGCGCUGCCCGCCUGGCUGCAGCCCAGGUACAGGAAGAAUGCAUAUCUUUUCAUCUAUUACUUAAUCCAGUUCUGUGGCCACUCAUGGAUAUUUACAAAUAUGACGGUCAGAUUCUUUUCAUUUGGAAAAGACUCAAUGGCUGACACUUUCUAUGCUAUUGGACUUGUCAUGCGAAUCUGCCAAAUCAUUUCUCUCUUGGAGCUGCUGCACAUCUAUGUUGGCAUUGAAUCAAGCCAUCUUUUCCCAAGGUUUUUGCAGCUCACAGAAAGAGUAAUCAUUCUUUUCGGAGUGAUCACCAGUCAAGAGGAAGUCCAGGAGAAAUAUGUGGUGUGUGUUUUAUUCAUCUUUUGGAAUCUGCUGGAUAUGGUAAGGUACACUUAUAGCAUGCUGUCUGUCAUAGGAACAUCUUAUGCCCUCUUGACGUGGCUUAGUCAAACAUUGUGGAUGCUGAUCUACCCUCUGUGUGUUCUGGCUGAAGCAUUUGCCAUCCAUCAAUCACUGCCUUAUUUUGAAUCAUUGGGCACCAACUCCACCAAGCUGCCUUUUGACAUAUCCAGCUAUUUCCCUUAUGUGCUGAAACUUUAUCUCAUGAUGCUCUUUGUAGGUAUGUAUUUUACCUAUAGUCAUCUGUACACAGAAAGAAGAGACGUCCUUCGAGUCUUUUCCAUUAAAAAGAAGAAAAUGUGAGGCACAGCAUUCCAGUGUGGAGGAGCCAGGCUUGUGGGUUAAGCUUCUGUUGUAAAUACAGCACGUGAUGUAUUCUGAUGGAAAAAUCCCUGUUCUUGGCAAAGAUCUAGGAUGGGAAUUAAUUGCAGGCAUCAUGGUAGUCUAUGUUUCUCAUUCCUUGUAUUUUUAAAAUGUUCCACUAACCCUGCUUCACCAAAGCUGUUGAUGUUAUACAAGUUACAUUUAUGUUGUAUGAACUCUGAUUAUUUUCCUGUAAUAUUAAUAAGAAAUAGCUUACUUGGAGUAAAUUCAAUUGAAUUGAGUAGCCAAAUUUGAUAAUGUACAUUGCAUGCCCUGCCUUUCAUUUCUGCCUUCACAAAUAGUAGAUGUAUUGUGUAGAAUAGCAUAAUUUAUAGAAAAAUGCCAUUGUCCCUAGAACUAACUCUAGCCUUAAACAUUAGUUACAACUUAGAAAGUUAAACAUCUUCCUAAGUCCUGUUUUCAGCCACUCUGUUAUGUCACAGCCCCCCACCCUCCCGCAAAUGGAGUGGUUUAAACAGAAGAUAAUUACAUUUCUGGAGGCUCUGGCAUCCAAGAUCAAGAUGCUAGCCAGUUCAAUAAGGAGAUGUAUGUAGAGGUGAAGUGUAGAUCUAAUCAGCCUCACUGCAGGAACUGAGAAUGCAAACAGAAGGAAGUGAAGAUAAGGAAGGCUGAUGGAUGGCCUGGGUCUUACAGAAUAAGACCCUUGUGUUAUUUGGCUGUAGAUACACGCUAUCCUUCAAGGCAAAGCAAAGAUAAUCCUGCUGGUGAGUCAGAGAUUAUCAGGGCUGCCUCCUUAGUUGCAUGGGGGGUCCCUAUGAUGAUUUAUAUAUUCCCUAUAGUUUUUGGCCAGGUGACAAGUGACUCUUGGUGGUGUACAGAUGGAUGCUUCUUGCUGUAUCUACUUCCCUCCCCCCAGAAAAAGAAAGCACCUCUGCUAGGUCCCUUCCUGUAAAAACUCACUAAUCCCUCCAUGAAGGGUUCUCCUCACAUGUCCUUUCCUAAGGCCUCACCUCCAAAUAAUUUCUGCAGUCAAUUAAAAAAAGUCUAUUACUAGGGCUGGAGAGAUAGCUUAGUGGUUAAGUGCUUGCCUGUGAAGUCUAAGGACCCUGGUUCCAAGCUCGAUUCCCCAGUACCCACAUAAGCCAG
Messenger RNA from Jaculus jaculus (lesser Egyptian jerboa), 1921 nucleotides. RefSeq names its product 3-hydroxyacyl-CoA dehydratase 4 (gene Hacd4). Lineage: Eukaryota; Metazoa; Chordata; Mammalia; Rodentia; Dipodidae. The coding region runs from base 56 to 754 and encodes 232 amino acids. The transcript has 7 exons. Gene Ontology annotation, molecular function: 3-hydroxyacyl-CoA dehydratase activity. Gene Ontology annotation, cellular component: endoplasmic reticulum membrane. The record is from RefSeq and is a predicted model, not a curated record. Gene Ontology annotation, biological process: very long-chain fatty acid biosynthetic process; sphingolipid biosynthetic process; fatty acid elongation.